UAUAAAUGAACAAAACAUCAAACAUUGUUGCAUUGCUUAAACAGUGCAGUAACAGCACCAGGUUGCUGCAACAAAUCCAUGCACAAACCACCAUUAAUGGCCUCCUCCUUCAAACUGAAACCCUAAUAUGGAAUUCAGUCAUCAGAGCCUAUGGCCAAAGCCCUAGCCCCAUCCAUGCAAUCCUCAUUUACAACUACUUCAUUCAUCUGGGAUCACAACUCCCUGACAAUUACACCUACCCUGCCCUCCUUAAGGCCUGUAGCCACUUGCCUUAUUCCCUCCCUAAAGCAAGAGAAGUGCAUGGCCAUGCCACCAAACUAGGGUUUGUAUCUGAUGUUUAUAUUCAGAAUUCUCUGAUUCAUGUAUAUGGGGUUUUGUCACAGAUUGAUGAUGCACGUAAGUUGUUUGAUGAAAUGCCUCACAGAGACCUAACAAGUUGGAAUUCUAUUCUGACAGCUUAUGUUUGUACCUGUGAUCUUAGAACUGAGGUUUUUGUUUUGUUUAGAGAGAUGGUUCGUCAUGAUGUUUGUUUUGAUGGAAUCACAUUGGCUGUGGUGUUGUCUGGAUGUGGAAUUUUGGGCUGUGGAAGAGUGAUUCAUGCUUAUGCUUUGAAACAUGGGCUUGCUUUUGAUGUUAGAGUGGGGAAUUCAAUUAUGGAUGCAUAUGCAAAAACCGGUGAUUUGGAUGCUGCAUUUGGAGUGUUUGAGGAAAUGGGAGUGAUGGGUUGGAGUGACGUUGUUUCGCAUACUAUUUUGAUUAAUGCAUGCGUUGAGUCAGGUUCAUUGGAGGUUGCACGAGACAUUUUUGAUCGGAUGAGUUCUAGAGAUGUUGUGCUAUGGAAUUCGAUGAUUGAAGGUUAUAUAAAGGCCAAGCGGCCGAAAGAAGGUAUGGAACUUUUCAAGCGAAUGGGGAUGGAGAUGAUAGUCCCUGAUGAGAAGACUAUGGUGAGUGUGGUAUCAGCAUGCGGUAGUCUUGCAGACCUCAAUGCUGGCCGUUUGGUUCAUCAGUUCAUUCAUCGACAAGGCAUAAAGGAAGACAAGUUUGUGCAGACAGCAUUGGUUGACAUGUAUGCAAAGUGCGGGAGCUUAGAGGACGCGUUGCUCGUAUUCUUGAAGAUGACUCACAAGGAUGUUUUCGCUUGGACAGUACUGAUUUCUGGUUUCUCAACAUAUGGUUAUGGAAAGGACUCUUUCAAACUCUUCUCAAUGAUGCAAUGUGAAGGAGUGGAACCAAAUGAGGCAACCUUUGUGGCAUUGCUCAAGGCUUGCACUAAUUCAGGCCUUGUUCAUGAGGGCCACAUGUGGUUCAAGAGAAUGGAACAAAAUUACAAUAUCAAACCUAAGAUUGAGCAUUUGGGCUGUAUGAUUGAUCUUCUCAGCAGAGCUGGGAUGCUAUCUGAAGCUGAAGAGUUGAUUAAAUGUAUCCCCAUACAAGACAGAGUCGUAGUAUACAAGACUAUGCUCCAUUCGUGCAUUUGUUUUUCCAACAUUCAACUUGGAGAAAGGAUUGCAGAGGAAUUGAUCAAGUUGGAUAAGCCACAAAGUCAUGGUGUAUAUGUUCUGCUUUCCAAUUUCUAUGCUUUUGCAAGAAGAUGGCAAGAUGUUGAAGAGCUAAGAGAAAUUGCAAGAAGUUCAGAUAUGAAGAAGGAUGCUGGGAUUAGUUACAUCAAGGUGGCAGCCUAAACAUUUCGAAAUGUAUCAUCGACCAGCAGCAGAUCCAAUUCUUCAGAGAUCAUACAUCAAUAUUUUCAAUAUUUCCAUCCAGUCUUUUGGGAUAGAAGCGACAACAAGCACCAAAGUUAACAAGUGUCCUAUGGAUUGUGAAGACUGUGACCUUAGGAGGGACCUCCACCAACUUGAUCUUGUAAGCGAGGAUGACACCAAAGCUUGCUCCACCUCCACCUCUAAUGGCCCAG
This is a messenger RNA of Dioscorea cayenensis subsp. rotundata (Guinea yam), 1915 nucleotides long. Its product is annotated as pentatricopeptide repeat-containing protein At4g14820-like. The transcript has 2 exons. Gene Ontology annotation, biological process: RNA modification. The record is from RefSeq and is a predicted model, not a curated record. Gene Ontology annotation, molecular function: RNA binding; protein binding. Bases 6 to 1682 code for a protein of 558 amino acids. NCBI's taxonomy places the organism in Eukaryota, Viridiplantae, Streptophyta, Magnoliopsida, Dioscoreales, Dioscoreaceae.